This is a messenger RNA of Rhipicephalus sanguineus (brown dog tick), 549 nucleotides long. Its product is annotated as acyl-coenzyme A thioesterase 13-like. The transcript is spliced from 4 exons. Gene Ontology annotation, molecular function: fatty acyl-CoA hydrolase activity. Lineage: Eukaryota; Metazoa; Arthropoda; Arachnida; Ixodida; Ixodidae. Bases 1 to 549 code for a protein of 182 amino acids. The record is from RefSeq and is a predicted model, not a curated record.
AUGCCGCAUUUUCAUCAAAUCGUUACCAACGCCCUGAAGAAACUGAAGUACGCCAAGAGUUUCACUGACCAGGUGAAGAUCGUGACGGCGCAAAAGGGAGUCGCCCAGUUCGAGCUUCGGCUGGAAAAGGAGCACUGCGACCUGCAAGGCACUAUGCACAAUGGCACGGCAUUCACCCUGAUAGACCUGUACACGUGGGCGACUGCCUGCACGCUGUACGAUGAAGGCACGUCGUUCACGAGCCUGAACAUCGAGGCCAGGUUUCUGGCUCCAGCGGCGCUUGGAAGCGAGAUCUUCAUCGACUCCCGGGCGGCCGACCCAGGCGGCAGGACUGCUUUCGUGGAAAUGGAUAUUCUCGACAAGACCACCCAGCAGAUCCUUGUCCAAGGAACUCACACUAUGUUCAUGCUCUCGAGCAGAGUUAAGGUCAUGAUGGCACAGCAGGGAGCCGCCCAGUUUGAGCUAUGGCUGGAAAAGGAACACUGCAACCUGCAAGGCACUAUGCACAAUGGCACGGCACUAUGCACAAUGGCACGGCACUCACCCUGA